Rotaria socialis is the source of this 585-nucleotide messenger RNA. NCBI's taxonomy places the organism in Eukaryota, Metazoa, Rotifera, Eurotatoria, Philodinida, Philodinidae. The record is from the annotation of a GenBank genome assembly.
AUGAAGACAAAAAUAGCAGCAAAAUUUGCUUAUCAUCUAUUUGAUAUAUUUACUACAUUAGGUGCUCCUGCUAUUUUACAAAAAGGAGAAUCAAGAGGGAAACUGGGUACACCAAUAGCUGGUACAGUGGAGAUUAAUCAAUGUACAAGUGAUCGUGAAACAGAAGAUGAAUUUGAUGUUAUUGAUGGAUUGUUAAAUAAGAAAUUGAAUGUUAAUAUUGGAUUAGCAGAUGUUGGUGAAUUGAAUGUGACUGAGAAAUCGACAGAUAAUAUUGAUUUAAACAUUAUUAUACAAGAUGAAAAAAAUUCUGAGUCACGUAUCAAUCGAAUUAAAAGAACUAAUGAUAUUUGUGAAACUGUACAAGAAGGUCAAAAACGACAAGCUCAUGAACUUUUACAGAAUACAACAAAGCCACAAAAGUUAGCUAAUUUGAGUGUUUGUGACAACGUUGUAAUUUGUUCCAGUGCCGCAGAUGUUGAUCGUGGUCCAACCGAUGCACGUAAUGUGCUCGUCGUUUUUGUUGAAAUUAAACAUGAAAAAUUCAAAUUAGGUACAGAACAACGUGUACCUUUUUGUCUACUAUGA